Stegastes partitus (bicolor damselfish) is the source of this 1812-nucleotide messenger RNA. RefSeq names its product probable polypeptide N-acetylgalactosaminyltransferase 8. Lineage: Eukaryota; Metazoa; Chordata; Actinopteri; Pomacentridae. Gene Ontology annotation, cellular component: Golgi apparatus. Gene Ontology annotation, molecular function: polypeptide N-acetylgalactosaminyltransferase activity. The record is from RefSeq and is a predicted model, not a curated record. Gene Ontology annotation, biological process: protein O-linked glycosylation. The transcript is spliced from 11 exons. Bases 1 to 1812 code for a protein of 603 amino acids.
AUGAAGACACACGUGCGAAAAGUUGGACUGAUCGGAGCCUUUUUACUGGUAACGUACAUCGUCACCUUUAUGAUCACAAGCUGGAGACAAGUGAAAUCUUCCUCUGAAGGAGUCACAGAUGAGGACUUUGUGAACAGAAAACUGGACAGGAUUGAAGAGACACUAAACAAACUGGCAUUGUUAAUGGUGGCGUCGGGUCAGAAGAGCUCCUCCAAUGAACUUCUCCCAAACGUGGAACAACAAAAACGGAAGCCUGUCGUGCCAAAGUUAUUCCCGGACUCCUACCUGUUUGAGAACUGGGGUGACGACCUGUCAGAACAGGACCAAAAGGAGGCUCAAGGCCUUUUUGAGAUUUACGGAUACAACGUCUUCCUGAGUAAUCGAUUACCACUCGACAGGAAGAUUCCGGACACAAGAGAUGGCAGAUGUCUGCGGAAAAAGUACCCCAAAGACCUGCCGACCGUCAGUGUGGUGCUGAUCUACAUAAAUGAGGCUCUUUCUGUGAUUCAGAGGGCAAUCCGAAGCAUCAUCACCCACACUCCGAAAAAGCUGCUGAAGGAGAUCAUUCUGGUGGAUGACUGCAGCACUUACAAUGAUCUUGGGAAAAAGUUACAAGACUACAUAGAUCUGAUUCACAAGGAGAGACCUGGACUCAUAAAGAAAGUGCGGCAUCGGCGACAAAUGGGCCUGUCCCAGUCCCGGAUCUCAGGCUGGGAGCAUGCCACAGCUGAUGUGGUGGUCAUUUUAGAUGCCCACAUAGAAGCCACGGAGGGAUGGGCAGAACCUCUGCUGGCCAGGAUCAAAAUGGACCGGACUGUGGUGGUGUCCCCUGUGUUUGAUAAGGUCCAUUUUGAUGAUCUGCACGUGGAACCGUACGUGGCAUCUUCACACGGCUUUGACUGGGCGUUGUGGUGCAUGUACGAGUCCUUCAGCUCUGACUGGUUGAAGGUGGAGGAUUAUUCACAGCCCGGAAAGAGUCCCUCUGUUAUGGGAAUCUUUGCAGCAGACAGACGUUUCCUCGGAGAAAUCGGCGGCCUUGACGGCGGCAUGACUAUCUACGGAGGAGAGAACGUUGAACUUGGGAUUCGUGUGUGGCUUUGUGGAGGAAGCGUGGAGGUUGUGCCUUGUUCCAAGAUAGCGCACAUUGAAAGGUCUCAUAAACCGUACGCGCCUGAUCUCAGCAACGCCAUGAAGAGGAACGCGCUGAGAGUCGCGGAGAUCUGGUUGGACGAAUACAAGAAAAACCCAUUUAUCGCCUGGAACGUCCCUCUUGAGAAUCACGGGAUUGAUAUCGGUGACGUUUCGGAGAGAAAAAAGCUCAGAGAAAGGCUGAAAUGUAAACCGUUCAAGUGGUACAUAGACAACGUCUAUCCAAGCCUGGAAACAUGGGACAACCUCCUGGGCUACGGUGUGCUGCAGAACUCCUUUAUUAAGGGCAGCUGUGUGGACCAGGGACCUGUUCCAGGAAACAUCCCCGUCUUGUACGAGUGCCACUUCCAAGAACCACAGUACUGCUACUACAACACCGACAGCGAGAUCAUCAUCGGAUUGAUUAAAUCUCACAAAUAUAACACCAACCGCUGCCUGGUUGACCCCGGCGCUGGAAGCACUCCAACUCUGCACGAGUGUCAAAUGGCGAAGACAAACAGUCUGAACAUGCACUGGGACUUCAAACAGGGCCAAGCAAUAAGGAACAAGGAGACCAACAGGUGUCUGGAGAUCGCUCAGGGAGAAGACUCGUACUAUCAGCUCAUCAUUCAGCAGUGCAGCGGGCAGAGCUGGACCAUCGAGCAUGUCGUCACAAGCUUUUAG